This is a messenger RNA of Myxocyprinus asiaticus (Chinese sucker), 2131 nucleotides long. RefSeq names its product group XIIB secretory phospholipase A2-like protein. Gene Ontology annotation, cellular component: extracellular region. Lineage: Eukaryota; Metazoa; Chordata; Actinopteri; Cypriniformes; Catostomidae. Gene Ontology annotation, molecular function: A2-type glycerophospholipase activity; calcium ion binding. The transcript has 4 exons. Gene Ontology annotation, biological process: triglyceride homeostasis; lipid catabolic process; arachidonate secretion. The record is from RefSeq and is a predicted model, not a curated record. The coding region runs from base 104 to 868 and encodes 254 amino acids.
ACUAUCAACAGUGUCUGUUUGUGCUGCUCACUCUUUCUCUAAGUUCUUCGUCCUCUAUCCGUCUACUGUUCUUCUUGGACCCUACAGGACCCAGUGCCACAUCAUGUUUCCCCGUGUGUUGGCGCUGCUCCUGCUGUGUAUCUCCUCAGGCUUGGCUGCCACGCUCAUCCAGGCCUCUGUUGAAUGGACUGCAGCUGACGGGUCUGUUUUGCCUGGAACUCAGGCUGAUGAGGCCCCAAAUGUAGACCAUGCCGAGGUUCCAGUAAAUGACCCAGCUACUGGAGACUUCCAGGCUGAAGACAUCCUCUUGGCAGGAUCCCAUGUGGAGGAAAAACAUGCAGAGUCCCAGAGUUCCCCCCAAGAAUCAGAGGAUGAGUUGAACUGGGGCUUCAGCUCUAUCAGGGGGAGCUUCCAGGCAGUUAAUGGAUAUUUUGACUCUAUACUGGAGCUGAUGGGAGGCAAGGAUGGUGUGUGUCAGUACCGCUGUAGAUAUGGUAAAGCUCCUCAGCCUCGCCCUGGCUAUCAGAUGCCUGAACCUGAUGGUUGUAGCACCACACUGCUUGGCUUCCAGGUACCAAACAGUUUUGAUAUGGGUGUCCCCGCCAUGACCAAAUGCUGUAACCAGCUUGAUAUUUGCUACGACACCUGUGGCUCCAACAAGUACCGCUGUGACACCAAGUUCCGCUGGUGUCUCCACAGCAUCUGUGCUGACCUCAAGAAGAGUCUGGGCUUUGUGUCAAAAGUUGAAGCGUGCGAGACGUUUGCUGAUACCAUGUAUAACACUGUGUGGACUUUGGGCUGCAGGCCCUUCAUGAACAGCCAGAGGGCAGCAUGCUAUUGUGAAGGAGAUGAGAAGGAUGAGCUGUGAAGACCUGCAAACCACGAAAACAUACCAUCUUCAACACUUACAAACACUGUACAGGUUUAAAGAGGGCAGUAUUAGGGUGAAUGUCACUAAACCUCAAUUGAGGUAUUUUCAAUAGAUAUUCAUUACUGUAAUAUUACCUUUUAUUUUUUUUAAAUCUCUCUCUCUCUCUCUCUCUCUCUCUCUCUCUAUAAAUAAUUAGAUUUUUAAUUUACAUCCACAUAAAUGAAACGCAGCACAACAAGUACUAGCAUGAUGUUUAAAUGCUUUAUGUAAACAACAGUUACACUUAUGAGAUUUUUUUAUUUUUUAUUAUUAUUAUUAUAAGAAUGGGGUAAGGGAGCUUAAUUGUUUAAUUGCUUAAUGUUUUUAUGUCACAAUGCAUAGAAUUUUAAAGAUCCUCAAAAUAAGUUUCAUUUUCUUUAAGAAAAAUAACAUAUUUAUAAUUGUUGAUUUUGGAGUCAAAUAUGCCUUGCACAUGUUCCUGGCAGGUUUUGGGAGAUUCACUCAUUAACCCUUGAACUGGUGCUAGUGGAUACAUUUUAGUAAAUCAAAACAUUGUAUAUGGUAUGUUUAAAAGUAUCUGUCAAACAUAUUUGUAGUUUGUCACUGUGUGCAAUUUUGUCAUAUGAGAAGACAAAUUAUCAGUAAUAAAUAUUGUCUCAAAAACCUGUUUUUAAAAACAAAAAUAAAUAAAAGAAGAAGAGACGAAACGGGCAAAUGGCAACAUAAACGCCCCACAAUAACUGACAAUCUAUGUUUGUAUAAGACUAAUAUUUAAUGUAUUAAGCAACACUGUUCCAAACUAAAUCCAAUUUGGCUUUAUUCACAGUUAUAUGGAAGGCGCGGGAAGGGGGGGUGCUGAGGGUGCUGAAGCACCUCCUAGUGAGCAAGACUGGAAAACAGUAUCAACGAAAUUUCAUAUAUUUCAUUGUAUUAAUGCAGUAGGUAUAAUGCAAUUUUGGCUUUCAGUAUAUCAUUUAUGUUAAUAAAAAUUGUGUCCCAUUUCGGAGAGAUUUGUCAUGCUUGUGGGCAGGGCUCUGCUGAACUGAAGAGAGACCCUGUGAUGGUGAUGGACACUAGUGAACUUUUCAUUCUCCCUUUUUUCCUUUUAUUUGCACAAAAGCAAAAAAAAAUAAAAUAAAAUAAAAGUGAUCGUUAACAAUGAAACGGUAAAUUAAGAUUAAAUUGUGUUAUUGUAUCAUUACUGUUGUUUAAUGAUACAUAUUGUAUUACAGUUUAUAUGAAUAAAAACAAAUGAAUCAA